AUGUUUCGGAAACAGACUAAUUACUCUCGAAGAGUCACGAAUCAAAGAUAUCAACGACGAAGGAAGAAAUCGAAAGCUUCGGAACCUUCGUCGUCUGAUGCGUUAAGUGGAAGUGAUGAGUAUGGCGAUUUUCAACGGACCGAUGAGAUCGAUCAAAAUUUCGUCGUCGCACCGAAAGAACGUCAAACAGCUGCUCACACUCCCAAUUUUAAUGAAAACAAUCGAUUAGACGACAACCAAUACAACGAUUUUGAUAAUUCUCCACCACUAUAUGGCGGAUGCCUAUGGAAUGAAGAUUAUGGUAUAGUUUUGUAUCCAUACAAGGCAAAUAAAUAUACGGCCAGAACUCAUGCCGAAUUUUUGACUGUUGCUAAAGAAACAAGUGAAAAAUCAGCAAAGUGUCGUCAAGUUGUUGUUCAGGGUGUUAAAGGAUUAUCACGAAUGAUUGAUAAACAUGUUAUAGCAAAAAUAGAUGAAAUGUUAAACAACAUACAAAUACCACACAAUAUGAAUGUCUCCUUCAAUGAUUCUAUUUCGACUGUUGGGGAUUGGAAAGCCAAGCAUGGAAGAUUGUUCGUAUUUUUAAAUGUUGGUGUUCCAAUUAGUAUCAUAUCGUUACCAUCAUUAAACUCUUCGCAUUUCAUCGUUUAUGCAAUUAUUAUCAAAUUAUUGCACUCACCAGAAUCAGACGAGGAAAUUGAUUUUGCCGAAAAUCUACUGCAUUAUUACUGUGAAACAUCGGCUUCUGUUUAUGAUCCAUCAAUCGAGUUAUUUUCGUUGCACGCACAUCCCCAUUUGCCACUUCAAGUCCGACAGCACCGAGGGUUAGCAUUCUCAUCGGCAUUCACCUUCGAAUCGUGUAUUCGACAUAUAAAGAAGAAAGUACAUGGAACAAAAAUGUUAUUAAGUCAAAUUGCCUAUUGGUGCGAUAUAGAAUCAAUGGUGCAAUCAAAUCAAUUUAUCGUGCCACCUCCCAUUGGUAUCAAUCAAAUAUCCAUAAAUCAUUCGUCAAUCGAUUCGUAUCGACAAAUAUUAACAACAACUAUUGGCAAAAAUGUUAACAAUACCAUCUUCUAUAAACGCUACAUUAUUUCAUACCGGUUGGAGUCGGCAAUUGUUCACUAUGGCAAUAUUAUUUUGUUUUAUCAAUAUAAUGAUGAAUAUUUUGCCUUUAUUCAACAGUAUGAAUUAUCAAACAAAAAACUCUCAGGAUUUGUGAUAUUACCACAAGUGAUAGCUGACAAAUUAGAUGAUUUGUAUCCUUUAUUAACAUUAUCCAAAAAAUUUUCGAUACUACCGGUGAAAAAUAUAUUGUAUAAAUGUAUCAGUGUUCCAUUUGAAGAUAUGGCUAGUUAUUUAGCGGUUAAUCCAUAUGCAAGAAAUUAUUGUACACGUCCAUCAUCAGAACAAGAUUUAUAUGUCUUAUUGUUAUUUAGCGCGGAUGAUACGUACACUAUUAAGAAGAAAAAGAAUGUACCACAACCAGAUCAAAACCGUUUAGUCAGUAUCAUAGGAGGUAGUAAAAAACAUCUGGCCUUCUAUUUUGCUGAAGGAACUCGAAAUGACAUGGAACAACAAGGGAAACGUUUGGCUCAAACAAUGAGCGAUCGAGUUGAAUCGGAUUUGGAAGAUGUAAAUAAUCAGUUAUCAGCACACAACAGACAACAAAAACCGUCAGCAUCAUCAGCAACGACGACAGCGUCAAAUACAACAAACACAAAAAAGUUUACACAAUUAACUGACGUACCGUUCAAGCAUACCUAUCGCAUCAUAGACAAUGCCAUUGCUGCAGCAGAAUGUGUUUUGGCGCCGCAAGAUGACAGUGAAGAAGAAGACAAUAAUCUUGACGUUCUGGAAGAAGAACGACAGUCAACGAAAACAACAACGAAGAAACAGCCCCAGAUUAAGCGAAAACCCAGUUCAAGAACAGAAUCGGGUAAAGUAGCCAAACGGUUUUGCGGUAAAGAACUGUUUUCUGAUCGGCCAACCACAUCACCAAUCAAACCGGUCCAUUCAAACUUUGAUGAAAGUUCAGUCGAACUUAUGACACUGGUAAAAAUGUCAUUAGCAUCACAUGCUCAACUAUCAAAAAUGUUGGGACAAGUUCUCGUUUCACAAGAAAAACAUGAUGCCAAGUUAAACUUACUGUUUGAGAAUCAAAACAAAAUGCAGGAAGCGAUAAGCAAGGAAAAAAUUCAUGUCCCGUUAUCUUAUCCAAAUCAAACUGAGCAAGCAGCAGAUAAUCAGCCGUUUAUAGAAAGAUUAGUAUGUGUUGUGAUUUACAAAGAUGAAAAUGAUCAAGAAAUUGAUUUGCUACAAAUUCUCGGAGAAAAGUCAAAAAUGAACUUAUACUUAAUAACUGUUGUUGAUCAACUGUUCAAACCGGACGAAUUGCCAAAUAUCAAUGUUUAUGAUUUACAGAAAGAUGAACGUUUUAAUUUAGCUAAAGGUUUAUUAGUCGCAGAAGCCUCUUGCUUUUCGAAUUUAUUUUUAUAUGUCUUUUCUGUAGAAGCCGUUCGAUCGAAGUAUGAAUUAGACGAUGAUAACAUGAACGUCGAAUGGCCGUCUCUCCGCGAAACAUUUCUACAAAAACGUAGAAAUUUAAAAACCAAAUUUAGAAAAACAAUACAAACCAGUCCAUCAACACCGGUACAACAACAACAACAACAUACACCACGUACCUCAACACCACCAAGCACCUCAACACCACUACGGUAA
Molecule: messenger RNA, 2718 nt
Organism: Didymodactylos carnosus
Lineage: Eukaryota; Metazoa; Rotifera; Eurotatoria; Philodinida; Philodinidae
Source: the annotation of a GenBank genome assembly